Chenopodium quinoa (quinoa) is the source of this 2046-nucleotide messenger RNA. RefSeq lists its product as uncharacterized. The coding region runs from base 1 to 2046 and encodes 681 amino acids. The record is from RefSeq and is a predicted model, not a curated record. NCBI's taxonomy places the organism in Eukaryota, Viridiplantae, Streptophyta, Magnoliopsida, Caryophyllales, Amaranthaceae. The transcript has a single exon.
AUGUUGUUUAACACCAUCCAAGAUUUUCCUGCUUACGGUAAUCUUUCUAGGUAUACCGUGAAAGGGAAAGCACCUUGUCCCAUAAGCAUGGAGGAUUGCGGGGGAGAAUGGUUGAGCGCAUCACGCAAGCAUGUGUUCCCUUUACAUCGGCAAUAUCUUCCAUCGAGUCAUCCAUUUCGUAAAAGGAAAAAUACCUUUAAUGGAAAACAAGAUUUUAAAGAUCGCCUAAGAGUUCUAUCAAGUGAAGAGGUGUACGAAAAGGUUAAAGAUAUUCAAAUUACCUAUGGGAAAAAACAUAGGUCUUCUCUUCCUACGCAAGGCUUUAAGAAGUGUUCAUAUUUAUGGCGCCUACCUUAUUGGAGAUUCCUUUUUGUGAGACAUUUGCUUGACGUGAUGCAUAUUGAAAAGAAUGUGUGUGAUAGUUUGAUUGGUACUUUAUUGAAUAUUCAUGGGAAGACUAAAGAUGGCACGAAAGCUAGAGAUGACUUACAGACCAUGGGGAUUAGAAGUGAACUCCAUGCUGUUGUUAAUGACAAAGGUCGAGCAUACCUACCUCCAGCAGCUUACACAUUGUCAAGAAAAGAGAAAAUUGAAUUUUGUGAGAGCUUGGCUGGUGUAAAAGUGCCAGAGGGUUAUUCUUCAAAUAUUCGCAACCUUGUGAAUAUGGAAAACUUGAAACUUGUGGGCCUUAAAUUUCAUGAUUGCCAUGUUCUAAUGCAACAUCUGUUACCAGUGGCUAUUCAUUCAAUUUUGCCUAAAAAUGUUCGAUUUGUCAUAACCAAACUUUGUUUAUUUUUUAAUGCAAUUUAUAGCAAGGUCUUUGAUCCAAAAGAGUUGACUCCAUUGGAAGAUGGAAUCGUUGUAACUUUGUGCCAGUUAGAAAUGUACUUUCCACCAUCGUUUUUUGAUGUCAUGAUUCAUUUACCAGUUCACUUGGUAAGAGAGGUGCGAUUUUGUGGGCCUGUGUACUUGAGAAAUCAGUGGCCUUUUGAAAGGCAAAUGAAAACAUAUGGCGGUUAUGUCAAGAACCCUUUUCACCCAGAAGGUUGUAUAGCUGAACGAAUUUUUUAUGAAGAAGUUCUUGCAUAUACUAGUGAAUUUAUAUCAAAUUCAAUGAAGAUAGGGCUUCCUGUUUCUCGACAUAUGGGAAGAAUGGGUGGUCAAGGGACCCUAGGGCGCAAACAACUUGACAUGUCGUAUGACGAUUGGCAUAAGGCCCAUUCGUAUAUUCUUCACAAUGAGGAUGAGGUGAUGCCAUAUAUUCAAAAACACAUGAGAGACUUGAGGAAACACAAUAGAAGGGCAAAUGAGAAAUCAAUAGCUGAUGAACACAAUAGAUCGUUCAUUAGGUGGUUCAAAGAUCAAGUUUUCAGGGAGCUUCAGGAUUCUCCAAGUUCUAUUUCUGAUCGACUUAAGAGUUUGGCAUAUGGACCUAAUUUCAACGCUACUUACUAUUCAGGUUAUGUUAUCAAUGGUUUCACAUUUCACACAAGGUUGCAAGAUGAUAAUAGUACAAUGCAAAAUAGUGGGGUUACUUUAGAGGCUGAAGCUAUUCAUUUUGCUAGUGCAAAAGACAAGCAUCCUGUUUCUGGCACAAUGCGCUACUAUGGAUUUAUUGAAGAGAUUUGUGAGUUGCAUUACUCUAACUUUUCAAUUCCAUUUUUCAAAUGUCAAUGGGUUGAUAAUAACAACGGGGUUGAUCACAGUAGCCUUGGAAUGACUUUUGUUAAUCUUAAUAAGAUUGGUCACAAGGAAGAUCCUUUCAUUUUAUCUAGUCAAGCUAAACAAGUGUUUUAUAUGACCGAUCCAUCAAAUAAGAGAAUGUCAGCUGUUAUUACACCGAGACCGCAACAUGUCAUAGAUGAUUGGGGCGAUGAUAGUGUUUUGGAAGGUAGUUCGUUGUUGGAAAAGGGACUAGUUGAUGAUGAUGUAGCUGAUGAUUCUUCGAUCUACGCAAGAGAUGACCACAAUGAAGGUUUGUGGGAAGAUAAUGUUAACAAUAAUAAAGUAAAGCGAAAGCGAAAGCGUAGUCAUAAAAACUCUUAA